AUGAAUCUCACAACUGUUCUUGCCUUUGUCCUUGCUGCUGUCGGAGCCAUAGCCUCACCUGUUGUUGACAAGCGCCAGUCAUGCGCAGAGGCUGCGCAGUUUGGGGUCCUCGAAAUAGUUCCUUCCGAUUUGCAGCCUGGCACGGGUUUCACGGUUCACAUCGACUAUGCAUGUGCCGUGGAGUUAGGCGUCGUCCCGACUUACAUCGAUACUUACAUAGAGGUUCCCGAGGGCAACAACGGACACGAGCCUCCCAUUCUGCUCGACCGUCGGACGUUUGUUUUGUCGCCACCGCCUCUGACUCAGGCUCUUACCUUCACUGCGAGCUUCCCAUACUACCCGGUGUUGUUUGAAGGUGCUCAGUACACGAUCGGCGUUCAUACAAUUUAUCCUAUCAAUGGAACGGAUGGGAAUCCGAUCUUGAUAGAGGGUAUAGUCUAUGGGGACAUUAAUGUUACUACUUCUUAA
Guyanagaster necrorhizus is the source of this 468-nucleotide messenger RNA. RefSeq lists its product as uncharacterized. Bases 1 to 468 code for a protein of 155 amino acids. The record is from RefSeq and is a predicted model, not a curated record. NCBI's taxonomy places the organism in Eukaryota, Fungi, Basidiomycota, Agaricomycetes, Agaricales, Physalacriaceae. The transcript has 3 exons.